This is a messenger RNA of Penicillium chermesinum, 1482 nucleotides long. RefSeq lists its product as uncharacterized. The record is from RefSeq and is a predicted model, not a curated record. Bases 1 to 1482 code for a protein of 493 amino acids. Lineage: Eukaryota; Fungi; Ascomycota; Eurotiomycetes; Eurotiales; Aspergillaceae. The transcript is spliced from 2 exons.
AUGGUUUCCCAGGAGGGAUGGGGUGAGACUCCCAACUCCCCGCGGUCGCCCAGCCGACCGCCUAGUGUCCGCCGCCGUCGCAGCAUGCAACACCUAAAUGAACUCGAAUCCCGCCUUGAUCAACUGAUUUCCGAGAAUCGAUUACUCGCUGCCGCUCGCGAUGAAGCUGAGGAUAGAUUGCGCAAUGCCAGUGUCGCCCGCCGAAAGAGCGACCAGGCCCUCAACCUCAAGGGUGGCGACCUGCGGGACAAGGAAGCCGAGGUGGAACAACUCAAGACCUCGGUGGAUUGGCUACAGAAGGAAAUGGCGCGGUUGACCCAGGAGAAUGAGAGCUUGACUGCAUCUAAUGCUGCCCUCGCUGCCGCCCAUGCUGAAGAGGUCACCCGUAUGGAAUCUCGCGUGCGACACGAGAUUGAAUCGGCGUUGGCCCAGAAAGAUGCCGAACUACGUCGUCUGCGCCAAGAGCUCGAGGCCGCUCGCGACAAGGUGCAAGAACUCCAGCAACAAAUUUCGGCAUCCGUCAACGACAACGUUCUUGUCCUCCACGAUGAAGACUACUUCGACGCCGCGUGCCAGAAACUCUGCGGCCAUGUCCAACAAUGGGUUUUGCGCUUUUCCAAGUACUCCGAUAAUCUUCGCUGCCGUUCCCUCAGUGAAGUGAAUGACGAGAAAAUCUCGGAUCGCUACGACAAUGCCCUUCUGGAUGGUUCCGAUUCCGAGGCAUACCUGGCCGACCGCGUGCGCCGUCGUGACGUCUUCAUGUCAGUAGUCAUGACCAUGGUAUGGGAAUACAUCUUUACUCGAUACCUCUUCGGUAUGGACCGAGAGCAGCGUCAGAAAUUGAAGUCCUUGGAGAAACAGCUAGCGGAGGUUGGCCCCAAACGCGCCGUCAACCGAUGGCGUGCUACCACCUUGACUCUGCUGUCUCGCCGCCCAGCCUUUGCUGCUCAACGCCAAAAUGACACCGAAGCCGUAGCUUUGGAAAUCUUCGACACCUUAUCACGUGUCCUUCCACCUCCGUCUAACAAAGAGGCGCAGCUGCUCGAAUCUCUCCGCAAGGUGCUACGUAUCGCUGUCAAUCUCUCUCUGGAGAUGCGAACUCAGUUGGCGGAGUUCAUCAUGCUCCCGCCCCUCCAGCCCGAAUACGACACCAAUGGAGACCUUGCCCGCCAAGUGUACUUCAAUGCAUCGCUGAUGAAUGAACGCAGCGGUGAAACUACCUCCAACGAGGAGUUGGAGGCGCAACAGGCUGUGGUCCGCAUUGUACUCUUUCCUCUUGUUGUCAAGAAGGGCGACGAUGUGGGCGAGGGCGACGAAGAGGAAGUCGUCUGCCCCGCUCAAGUCCUCGUUGCUCGCCCUGGCAAAGACAAAAAAAUUUCUCGCAUGAUGAGCGGCGACCGUAUGUCCUUUGAUGCCAGCAAAUCCGUUCACAGCGUGGCUCCUUCAACAUUCACCAUGGACAUGGGUAGUAAUCCGAUCUGA